AUGGCUUCAGCCAAAGUGUUUGCAAAGCUUCAAGCAGACCAAAACUCGAUAACCCAACUAGCAGAACAUCAUUCAAAGCAAGGCUCCAAUCUAUCCAACUCUUCUCUUGCGAAAAGAGCGAGCUUAGCAGCACAGCGAUGGCACCAGAACGUAUUAGCAAACCAAGCAUCAGCGCAAAACAAAUUUCCGCCUUCACGAGAUGAGAAGGAGUUGCUAAAACGCCACCAGAAAGAUCCACCAUCCCUCUGUCUUCAUUUAUAUCCAACCUACUUCAAAUUCGAGCACGAGGAUGGUUUCUUUUCGUACAAGAGUCAAUUCAAGGAAUUUCUGGCUUGCAUCAAAGAUAAACGAUUACCAGGCGAUCUCAUGGAUGUGUUUGACGAAGCUCAGUGUCGAUAUUAUGAUGGCUGCUUGAUUGUCGAGAUCCACGAUCAUCGAGGACAAAACACCGAAACAACAGCAAUCACGAAGCGCAUUGUGAUGAAACCAACAGCAGAGAGUAUAUGGACGGAUAUCAAUCUAUUGAGUGAAGAGUGGGGAUUUCCAUGGACAGAGAGCAUUGCUUUGCAAGUGGAGGCACAAAUCCUUAUUGCUACAGAGGAACCCCUGUGUCUCGAUCCCACAAUUCAAGUAACUCGUAUCAGCAAUGCGUUGGAAUUCACCACCGGGCAUAGACGACCUAAACGAAAAGCAAAAUACAAUUCUGUCGAGCGAGAGCAAAAAUUAGCAAAGAAGGCAGAAAAUAACAAAUUAAUGACAUUGAUGGAUUCCAGAGCAAAACGCACAUUUCCCUUUGAGCCAAGCUUUGGAAAAAUAUCAUUUGUACAAGAUUGGAGAUCGAAAAAGAGCAAACAAGGAUCAGAAGCAUUGUCAGCGAUCGAUAUCAAGAAGGGGAAGGGCAGAAAGAGUGUCAGCAGUGAAGUGCCUGUUUUAUCGGACGGUAGAAAGUGUGUACGAACGAUUCGAUUUGAGCGAUCUGAAGCCGACAAGAAGGUGUAUACAAUUGUGAAUAUCUAUGUAUAUAAUGGUGAUUAUGAUGGUGUCUUUCGUUGGGGCACUGUAUACGAUACCAGUGUGAAUGGAGGCAAUAUUGAUUUCAAUAUUGGCCCUGAAUUCUUGAUGGAAACCUAUGUGCUCUCUCUGAAAUCAACCUACGGUCAAUUCAAUACAAUUGUUUGCGAUAAUUCUAAUGCCAAUAUCGCGCCCGUACCGCCAUCGCCUUCCACUGCACGUAUACCUACCAGCAUGCAACAGCAGACGCAACAGCAAGCGCAACAGCAAGCUGCCACCAACUUUCAAUUGCAACAAUUACAUGCCCAACAAAAUCGUGCGAUGCAAGCAAAGGCUGCCAUGCUUCCUGCUCAUCAAAGAGCUUUGCUUGCUCAGGCUCAAGCCCAACAACAGCAACAACAAGCUCAGCAACAACAAGCUGCUCAGCAACAGCAGCAGCAACAGACUCAACAGCAAAAUGCUCUAAGUCAAGCUCAAAUACAAGCACAAGCACAGGCACAGGCACAAGCACAGGCUGCUCAGCAGGCUCAAGUCCAAGCCCUUGCUCAGGCUCAAGCCCAAGCUCAAGCACAAGCACAGGCCCAGGCACAAGCUCAAGCACAUGCUCAAGCACAGGCUGCUCAACAGGCCCAGGCACAAGCUCUUGCUCAAAGCCAGUCUCAAGCUCAUAUGCAACAACUACAACAACAAGCUCAAUCGCGAGCAUCUACUCCAUCUCAAUCUCAUUUGAGCACACCCACUAUAUCACAUGCAACUCCGUUACAACAAUCUGCAUCUUUACCUCGUCAAUCACUGGCAUUACCUGGCAGUGGCAUGAAAUCGCAACAACAAACACCCACUCAAGCACAAGCUCAGCUUUCUGCACAACACAUGGCUGCCUUACAGCAACAGCAGCAGCAGCAACAGCAACAAGCUGCUAUGCAAUCCUUGGCUUUACCACAACGAGCUGCUCAAGCAUCCGUACCUACUUCACAAAUCAACAACAUGCUGCCUACCAAUGUUGUUAACACACCGCAACAACAACCUCAAGGCAUGACAGCUAUACAGCAAGCUGCUCUUCAGCAAGCUCUCAGUGGAGGCAAUAGUCAACAAAUCACACCACAGGCUUCGUUACAGAGAAUUCAGCAAUUGGUUGCUACUGGCGCUAUACCCCUUGCCACUGCUCAGCAGCUGGUCAGUCAGUUGGCCAAUUCUGGAAACCUACAAAGACAGCAAGCUGCUGCUGCUGCUGCUGCUGCCGCUGCCGCUCAACAGCAACAACAACAGCAACAAGCAUUGCAGGCUCAACAGCAAGCGCAACAACAACAACAACAACAACAACAACAACAGGUACAACAGCAGCAGCAAUUCAACCAGCAAUCGCCUGUUCAGCAACGCAUGCAGCAACAGCAACAGCAGCAACAACAACAACAACAAGUACCCAACACUGCGCAAUCACAAGCUAGUGUAGCAGCAUCACAAUUGUUGGCACAAAUGAGUCCUCAUCAUCAACAGCAAAUGGGCGUGUUGAUGGUACGUCGUAAUCAUUUAGCUCAGCUUGCUCAACAGAGAAGUAUAUCACCAGAAGAGCUACAGGUUCAAAUUCGACAACUACAACAAUUACAGCAAGGUAUUCUUCAAGCCCAUCAACAGCAGCAGCAACAAGCACAGCUUCAAGCGCAACAACAAGCGCAACAGCAAGCAUUGCAACAGGCACAGGCACAGGCACAGGCACGCGCUGCUGCUGCUGCCCAAGCUGGACGUACACCGCAACUGUCUGCACAUCAAAUACCUACUCAACAGCAGCAAGGUACACCGCAACAGCAGCCGCAACAAGUGCCGCAACAAGGAUCUCCUGCUCCUAAUGCACAGAUCAAUGCACAACAAGCGCAAAUUCUUCAACAGUUGAUGAUGCAAAGAAAUUUGAAUGCCAUGAGAGGUAGAGGACGAGGUGGAGUAGCAGCAGGACAAGGUGCAGGAGGCCCAUUGACCCAGCAGCAAUUGGCCGCACUUCAGGCCAUGCGUCAAAAUGGCGGUAUGAUGCGCAAUGUACAAGACUUGAACAGAUCAGCAAUGAUGGCAGGGCUUGGUCCCAAUCGCAUCAACACGGCAGCACUACAAGCCGCCGCUGCUGCUGCUGCUGCUCAACAACAACAACAGCAGCAGCAGGCUGCUACAGGUACAUCAGGUACACCUGGAUUGACUUCGGUUGCAGCUCCUGGUAAUGGCACACCCAAUGUGUCCGCAGCAACGCUCUUGGGACAACAAGCACAGGGAUUACAGCAAUUUCAAAUGAAUUUACAAUUUCAACAACAACAGGCAGCGGCAGCAGCAGCUGCUCAACAACGAAACAACAUGAUGAACUUCCAGCAACAACAACAACAGCAGCAGCAGCAAGGCAAUAACGCACCGAAUAGUAAUAAUGCCAACCCUAACUCUUAA
Molecule: messenger RNA, 3432 nt
Organism: Mucor velutinosus
Lineage: Eukaryota; Fungi; Mucoromycota; Mucoromycetes; Mucorales; Mucoraceae
Product: Cell division control protein 7
Exons: 8
Coding region: 1-3432 (1143 amino acids)
Biological process (GO): regulation of transcription by RNA polymerase II
Cellular component (GO): SAGA complex
Molecular function (GO): transcription coregulator activity
Source: RefSeq, a predicted model, not a curated record